Messenger RNA from Acomys russatus (golden spiny mouse), 1516 nucleotides. It is a transcript of the gene Ribc1, whose product is annotated as RIB43A domain with coiled-coils 1. The coding region runs from base 218 to 1354 and encodes 378 amino acids. The transcript is spliced from 7 exons. The record is from RefSeq and is a predicted model, not a curated record. Lineage: Eukaryota; Metazoa; Chordata; Mammalia; Rodentia; Muridae.
GAGCUUUCGUCGAUUUGUUGCCAGGCUCGAGGGUGUGCUGAGUCGUUGGACCCCGCCCCCCUUUGUAGUUGCGCCGCAACGGUCCCAGGAGCAGCCAACUAAGCUGGCGGAGCCUUUGUGCCGCGGAGUACUCUGUUCGCUUUGAGGGGUGGAAUCAGAGAAGGCAGGCGGGGCCCGAGCCCACGCUUGCGGAGACAAGUCAGAAGUCGCAGCAAGGAUGUAUAAGUUAGACCUCUCACCAGAUCCCAAGGAGAUAGCAGCCAUUGAGGCCAGAAGAAAUCGAGAAAAGGAACGACAAUGCCGAUUCUUCAAUGUGCGGAACCGAACCAUGGGGGUGGAUGUGAAAGCCCUGAACCACCAGGUGGAGGAACGAAAGUUCCAGGAGACAUUAGAGCGAAGCAAAGAUAUGGCUUAUGGUGUCAAGAACACACACUAUGACAUGGUAGCACAGAUGCUAGAGAAGGAAGAGGCAGAACGAGCAUACCGGUUGUCCAAGAGAGUCCAGGAUUUUCGGGAGCAAAAGCAGCAAUUCAAGAACGGACACGAAUUUGAAUCCUGGGAACCACAGAAAUUCCAGGAGUUUCCAGUUCCUUAUUUCAAUCAUGAGGCAUAUCUUGGCCCAGCCAGCAUGCAGUACUUCCUUGGAGAGGACCUGGACAGGGCCUCAUGCCUAAGAAUGCAGCAGGAACAGUUCAGAUACAACCUGGAGAAACAGCUACAGGAGCAACAGGCAGUCAGAGAAGAGGAGGCGCGAGCAGCUUUGCUUAGUGACCAGCUGCGCCUCGCCGCGGACAAACGAGCUGCUGAACUGGCUAGGCUGGAAGAAUCCUGCCGAGCAGCUAUGAGGACUGCGCUGGCCAAUGCCAACAAAGCCGAGGCAGCUAAGAAGGCCCUGCAGCAGCGCCGUGAACAGCAGCAGCAAAAGAAUGCCAACCUCGUGGAGAUCAAGAAACAAAUCACCAGCGAUCUACUGACCGAGAAUCCUCUAGUUGCCCAACGCCCCCAGGCUCCUCACCGGGUCCUGCCCUAUUGCUGGAAGGGCAUGACCGCAGAGCAGCGAGCUGCCAUCAGGAAAACCCAAGAAGCACAGCGAAAAGAGAAAAAGGAACAGCGCCGAGCCGAGAAGUCCUUGGAGGCUGAGUGGGGAAACCGAACCAGACGCUUGGCUGAAGCAGCGCUGGAGCUGGAAGAACAGGAAAGGGAAUUGUGUGCUGAAUUCCGAAGGGGGCUGGGCUCCUUCAACCAGGACUUAGCCAAGGAACAGCAAUCCCGGCAAAAUUAUCUGAAUUCAGUCAUCUACACCAAUCAACCUACCGCCCAGUACUAUCUACAGUUCAACACCAGCAGCCGCUGAACUCAGGAUGGUCACCUCCCUUCGCACCUAGCAAACUCACAGGUGGCUGGGAGUCCAAAAGAAAAUGCCGCGUAUCCUCAUCUCUACUCUCUCCCCAGUAGGAGAGAACUAAGCCCAAACCUCCAUUUUCUACCCAAGGUAAUAAAAGUUAUUCACUACAGU